AUGGCUCGUGUGAAGCGUUGCUCGCGUCGUCUGCUCUUUGCGCUUUACAAAGCUGCACGCUGGCUAUCACUGCUUUCCAGCUCGCUGGACAUGCAACGCCAGCCAAUGCAGCUGAUAGCGCCACAACGUCGACGCAAGAAGCUCUGCACUUUGCUCUGGCGCGUCUUUGUUACCAACAUCUUCUGGGCCGUGCAACAUUCUAUGUUCUAUACAUUCAAAAGCGUUAGCAGCUAUGCAGAUCUGAUGGCGCUGCUGCAAUCUGCCUCAGUAUCGGUCUUUGCUGUAUUUUCAUUUGUUGGACAGGCACGUGCCGAGUCCAGCUGCCUGGCUAUAGUGAAUCGCUAUAUAGCGCUGCAUGCGCGCAUUUGUAAACUAAGCAACAGCAGCAAUCUGUUGCCACUCAAGUUUAGUUUGCUUUAUGCCUUGAAACUGUUGCUAACGCUUUGCGGUUUGCUGUACGAGUUGCAGGGACUGUGGCAAAAUCGUAUGUCGCUGGAAAGUUGGAUUGGCAACAUUAUAGGUGUAUAUAUGUGGCUGGGCACGCUCUUUGUGCUGGAUGCUACUUUUCUGGGCCUGCUGCUGUCCGGCGUGUACUAUGAGCACUUGGGCAUGCACAUUGAGCUAAUGUUGCAACGUCUGCAGGCAUUAGAUGUUGCCAGCUGCCCCACGCACGCACGCCUGAGUCAUUAUAGACGCAUGUGUCUGCUCUGCGACUUUGCGGAUGAGCUGGACACUUGUGGUUUGCUCUACAGCGAGCUCUACGAUCUGACACGCAGCUUUGUGUGCAUUUUUCAAUGGCAAAUACUUUUCUAUAUUUACUACAAUUUUAUAGAAAUCUUGCUUAUGAUGUAUGAUUACAUUUGCCAGCGUUUGGACACUCAAACAGGCGAUAUGUUUACUAUAUUUCUAGCUAGCAUCAAGUUUGCUAAUAUACUAAUGUUGAUCAUGUGUGCGGAUUAUACUAUAAAGAAAUCGCAGCUGCCGCACAGACUGGCUUUGGAUAUAGUCUGCAGCGAUAUGGAUUUGCGCUGGGAUAAAAGCGCUGAAAGCUUUAUUGGCCAACUGCAAGCGCAGAUAUUGGAAGUAAAUAUAUUGGGCAUUGUGCAGCUGAAUAAUGGUUUUAUACCUGUUAUAUUAUCAGCAAUUAUAACAUAUUUGUUUAUACUUAUACAAUUUGGUUUUACGGGCGGCUUUAAGGCUGUGCAUGAAGUUGUAGCCAUGGCAAUAAAUAAUAACUAA
Messenger RNA from Drosophila busckii, 1239 nucleotides. It is a transcript of the gene Gr93a, whose product is annotated as gustatory receptor for bitter taste 93a. Gene Ontology annotation, biological process: sensory perception of taste. Gene Ontology annotation, cellular component: dendrite; neuronal cell body; membrane. The coding region runs from base 1 to 1239 and encodes 412 amino acids. The record is from RefSeq and is a predicted model, not a curated record. The transcript is spliced from 2 exons. NCBI's taxonomy places the organism in Eukaryota, Metazoa, Arthropoda, Insecta, Diptera, Drosophilidae.